Messenger RNA from Drosophila miranda, 729 nucleotides. RefSeq lists its product as uncharacterized. NCBI's taxonomy places the organism in Eukaryota, Metazoa, Arthropoda, Insecta, Diptera, Drosophilidae. The transcript is spliced from 2 exons. The record is from RefSeq and is a predicted model, not a curated record. The coding region runs from base 20 to 667 and encodes 215 amino acids.
UUUGAACGUUAGCUACUACAUGGCGUGCAGAGAGCCGGAAGAGGCCGCUAUCGUCGUUGAUCAUCUUAUUAGCGAUCUGGUCCUUGAGGCAGUGACAGAUUCUGCCCUCCACAAAUCACCCUCACCGUGCGGCUCCUCCACCUGCCAGCGUCUCUUCGACAUUUUGGGCUUUCACCCUUACAGGGACGACAGCGAUGUCGAAGUUUGUGUCUAUGGCGAGGACGAUAAGAGCAGCCUCGAAGCGGUCAUGGCUCCCAGCUCCCGUACGCUCAUGAACAGCAGUCUCAUAUCGAAUGGGGACCGCAUAGCCAAUUGGCAUAGUUGGGUGACCGAGGCCCUGGCUGAAGAGCAUACCGAGGACGAUCUAACAAUCUAUAUCAAGAAUGAAGCCCAAAGGUCUUGUAGCAAGGCCGUGCAAACGGAACAGCCGCGUCUGGCCGGAUCCGAUACCGGCCUGAAAAGCCAAGGCGAACGGGUCUUCUUGCCCAUGCCCUGCGAGCAGACGCGUCAAACGAUCUUCAUCGAUACCGUGUCGCCGCCCGUGCCGAACUUGACGGCGCGUCCUCCCUUGGCCGAUCGCUUCUGCUACAUGUUGACCGAUUUCGCAUCGGCACUCUACUGCAGUCUCGCCAUCAUGUGUUGUUGCACCCCCACUAUGUUGCGAUAAUUGACCCCCAAUGAUAAAUCGAUCCUGAAUUUAAUCAAACGCUGCGAAAAAAUCAUUUAACU